ACAUUUUAUUGAAUGGUAUACUGUACAUAGUGUGGAAAGUGGGAAGUGGGAAGUGGAAACGGUUCCAUUCCCACCAUCGUUUAACUCCCAAACUCCCAGGCAGUAUCCAACGUAAAUCCUUAAACAAUGCCUUGUUCACUCUCUCUGUCAUCUCUCCCUCUUUUUCCUCACCACAAAACUACUCCUUUCCCUCUCACUCUAAAAUCUUAUCCACUUCACCACCUCAAUGUGAAAUCCUCAAUUAACAAAAAUCCCUCCACCGAUUCCAGUUCCAACUCCAACACCGACAACAACACCAAACCCAGUUCCUGGGUAAGCCCAGAUUGGCUUACUUCACUAUCUAGGUCCCUAACCACAGGGAAAGACGAUUCUGGCAUUCCUCUAGCAAGUGCCAAGCUUGAUGAUGUUUCUGAUCUUCUGGGUGGUGCUCUUUUUCUCCCUUUGUUCAAAUGGAUGAAAGAGUAUGGCCCCAUUUACCGGCUUGCCGCUGGCCCAAGAAAUUUUGUGGUAGUUAGUGACCCUGCCAUUGCCAAGCAUGUGCUCAAGAAUUAUGGGAAAUAUGCUAAGGGUCUUGUUGCUGAGGUCUCAGAGUUCCUCUUUGGGUCUGGUUUUGCAAUUGCUGAAGGUCCACUCUGGAUGGCGAGGCGCAGGGCUGUUGUUCCAUCUCUUCACAAACGAUACUUGUCAAUUAUAGUGGAUAGGGUAUUUUGUAGAUGUGCUGAGAGAUUAGUGGAGAAGCUACAACCUGAUGCACUCAAUGGAACUGCUGUUAACAUGGAGGACAAGUUUUCGCAGUUGACUCUUGAUGUUAUCGGUUUAUCUGUAUUCAACUACAACUUUGAUUCACUUAAUGUGGAGAGCCCUGUUAUUGAUGCUGUUUACACUGCAUUGAAAGAGGCAGAGGCUCGAUCAACUGAUCUUUUGCCAUAUUGGAAGGUUAAAUUUCUUUGUAAGAUAAUCCCAAGACAAAUAAAGGCUGAAAAGGCUGUUAGUGUUAUCAGGAAAACUGUUGAGGAUCUUAUUGAAAAAUGUAAAGUGAUUGUAGAAUCUGAGGGUGAAAGAAUUGAUGUUGAUGAAUAUGUGAAUGACACUGAUCCUAGUAUCCUCCGGUUCUUGCUUGCCAGCAGAGAAGAGGUUUCUAGUGUGCAAUUAAGGGAUGAUCUUCUGUCACUAUUAGUUGCGGGUCAUGAGACCACUGGUUCAGUGUUGACCUGGACAAUUUAUCUUCUAAGUAAGGAUUCUUCCUCAUUGGCAAAAGCACAAGAAGAGGUAGACAGAAUUUUACAGGGAAGGCGUCCUGCCUAUGAAGAUAUUAAAGAUCUUAAGUUCUUGACACGCUGCAUUAUUGAGUCACUCCGGCUUUACCCACAUCCUCCUGUAUUGAUAAGAAGAGCUCAAGUUCCCGAUGAGCUUCCUGGUGCUUACAAAGUCAAUGCUGGUCAAGAUAUUAUGAUUUCUGUGUACAACAUACAUCAUUCUUCUGAGGUUUGGAAUAGAGCUGAAGAGUUUUUGCCAGAAAGAUUUGAUUUGGAUGGUCCAGUGCCAAAUGAAACAAAUACGGAUUUCAGAUUCAUUCCAUUCAGUGGAGGACCCCGCAAGUGUGUUGGUGAUCAGUUUGCUUUAUUGGAAGCUACAGUUGCUCUUGCAAUCUUUCUACAGCACAUGAACUUUGAGCUGGUUCCUGAUCAGAAUAUUAGUAUGACUACAGGUGCAACAAUACAUACAACAAAUGGCCUGUACAUGAAACUGAGCCAACGGUUGAAAUAGUUAACAUCUAGUUCAUCUUCUUCUCGUAAGCUGUAAAAUUGUCUAUUACUAUCAGCAUAUCAAAUUCUUAUGUUGAUAUGCUGAUUGAAAUUAGUUUCGACAAUCAAAUCAUUUGUUCAUAUUUUCUAAAUGUUGUAAAGAAGUUUAAUUGAAUUACAAAGUGAAUAACUAGUAGAGACAAGUUCCAUUUAUAGAAUCCUGGUCUCUACCUGAAAU
Molecule: messenger RNA, 1983 nt
Organism: Gastrolobium bilobum
Lineage: Eukaryota; Viridiplantae; Streptophyta; Magnoliopsida; Fabales; Fabaceae
Product: carotene epsilon-monooxygenase, chloroplastic
Exons: 9
Coding region: 127-1767 (546 amino acids)
Biological process (GO): carotenoid biosynthetic process
Cellular component (GO): chloroplast
Molecular function (GO): iron ion binding; heme binding
Source: RefSeq, a predicted model, not a curated record